This is a messenger RNA of Colletotrichum costaricense, 690 nucleotides long. Its product is annotated as 3'-5' exonuclease. Bases 1 to 690 code for a protein of 229 amino acids. NCBI's taxonomy places the organism in Eukaryota, Fungi, Ascomycota, Sordariomycetes, Glomerellales, Glomerellaceae. Gene Ontology annotation, molecular function: 3'-5' exonuclease activity; nucleic acid binding. Gene Ontology annotation, biological process: nucleobase-containing compound metabolic process. The record is from RefSeq and is a predicted model, not a curated record. The transcript has a single exon.
AUGGCAGCAUCAACAACGAACGAGAUUAAGCCAGUCGGCUCGAGUCCCGGCUCUGCAUCGGCUUAUGAUAGUAAUUCGAUGACACCCCUCGCAUACGAUCUCGUCAAUACGCCAGAGGGUAUUUCUAUCUUGGUCGACUAUCUCAGCGGACUGCCCAAUGACGCGGUCCCAUCGCAUUAUGUUGAUCUCGAAGGCGACAACCUCAGUAGGCAUGGCAUCAUAUCCAUCCUCCAGCUAUAUGUGGCUCCGAAACAACACACAUACCUCCUCGAUAUCCAUGCUCUCGGUGACAAAGCUUUCUUGACUCCGGGCGAGAGAUCAGGCAAAACAAUCAAGGGGUUCUUGGAGGACCCCAACGUAAAGAAGGUCUUCUUCGAUGUUAGAAACGACUCAGAUGCUCUGUUCCACCACUUCAGGAUUGAUCUGGACGGGAUACAAGAUCUUCAGCUUAUGGAGUUCGCCUCACGUUACAACAAGGCAGGAUUUCUCAGCGGAUUAGCAAAAUGCAUAGAGAGGAAUGCCCCAUUGACGCCCGAAGAAAUCUUCGCCUGGAGAGCUGUCAAAGUGUUGGGACACAAUCUGUUCAACCCACAGUCGGGCGGAAGUUAUGCUGUCUUCAACCAGCGACCUUUAUCUCCGGACAUUCUUCGCUACUGCAUCCAGGAUGUCAAAUACCUGCCUCGUCUCUAG